Messenger RNA from Pistacia vera, 708 nucleotides. RefSeq lists its product as uncharacterized. The record is from RefSeq and is a predicted model, not a curated record. Bases 1 to 708 code for a protein of 235 amino acids. The transcript is spliced from 2 exons. NCBI's taxonomy places the organism in Eukaryota, Viridiplantae, Streptophyta, Magnoliopsida, Sapindales, Anacardiaceae.
AUGAAUUUCAAUUUUGGAGGUCCAUCUCAUUUAUCAUCUUCUAAUUCAUCAUCAUUUUCCGACAAUGAAAUUGAUGAUGAGGAAUUGAUGAAUGAUCUUGAAGCGAUUGAUGUAGAGCAAGAAGCAAUCCUUCGCAUGAGAGCUAACAACAACCUCCUCCUCCUUCACUAUCUCAAUCAACAAAACAACCAGGUGAUUCGUAGAGGACCAAAUCCUGGUCAUAGAGUCAUCAAUCGCAAUCGGGAAACUGCUGAUCGUAAUCUGUUCAACGAUUAUUUUGCCGAUAAUCAUGGACAAUAUGUUGGUCGUAGUGGUUCCCCAACUAUUAUUCUUGAGGCUGUAGCUGAUUAUGAUCCUUGGAUAUGGCAUGCAUUUUUUGGUUUGCCGGGUUCCAACAAUGACAUUAAUGUGUUGGAGGCAUCUCAUUUGUUUGCCAACCUAACUCAAGGUAUUGCUCCUUCUGCUCAUUAUAUCAUUCAAGGAAAAGAGUAUAAUAUGGGUUAUUAUUUAGCUGAUGGUAUAUACCCAAAGUGGUCUACUCUUGUGCAAACUAUUCACGAUCCACGUGGUCCAAAAAAAAAAUUAUUUGCAAUGAAACAAGAAGGAUGUAGGAAAGAUGUGGAACGUGCGUUUGGGGUUCUCCAAUCGCGGUUUGCAAUUGUGGCAGGACCGACACGUUUUUGGGGAAAAAAAAAAUGUAUUACAUGA